Carassius auratus (goldfish) is the source of this 2752-nucleotide messenger RNA. Its product is annotated as polycomb protein SCMH1-like. Gene Ontology annotation, biological process: negative regulation of DNA-templated transcription. Gene Ontology annotation, molecular function: histone binding; chromatin binding. The transcript is spliced from 16 exons. Gene Ontology annotation, cellular component: nucleus. The record is from RefSeq and is a predicted model, not a curated record. Lineage: Eukaryota; Metazoa; Chordata; Actinopteri; Cypriniformes; Cyprinidae. Bases 143 to 2341 code for a protein of 732 amino acids.
GUCGCGUGCAGCCCCUCCCCUUCUCCUCACACAAACACAAGACUACACGCGCACUAAAACAUGGCGGAUAAACACUAACCCUCACACUUGAGCAAUCACACAAAAACCUUUCUCUGCAAGAGAGGUUGGAAUAAGCUGGAUCAUGAAAAAACCUAUACCACAGAAAGUAGCUAUUGAGUGGAAAGAUGGAAAACGGAUCAAGCAUGCUCGCAGUGGUCGCCCCUCUCGUGUCCCAUCACAGUACCAAGGACAUUUUAGUUGGGAGAAGUAUCUAAAAGAGACAGGAGCAGUUGCUGCUCCUCCUCACUGCUUCAGACAGAGCACGUCUCCUCCAGUGAAUGAGUUUAAGGCUGGCAUGAAACUGGAAGCUCAAGAUCCUAGAAACACUACAUCCACCUGCAUCGCUACUGUCGUGGCCCUGACGGGCUCCCGCCUCCGCCUGCGACUGGAUGGUAGCGACAACAAGAAUGAUUUCUGGCGCCUGGUGGACUCCUCAGAAAUCCAGCCUAUUGGUAAUUGCGAGAAGAACGGAGGCAUGCUGCAGCCACCACUAGGCUUUCGUCUGAACGCAUCAUCAUGGCCCAUGUUCUUAUUAAAAACACUCAACGGAGCAGAAAUGGCCCCAGCCCGAAUCUUUCACAAGCAAGAACCACCAGCCCCAGAACAAAACAGUUUUCAAGUGGGGAUGAAGCUGGAGGCAGUGGACAGGAAGAAUCCUCACUUCAUCUGUCCUGCCACAGUGGGCGCACUUCGGGGUGUGGAGGUUCUGAUCACCUUCGAUGGCUGGCGGGGCGCUUUUGAUUACUACUGCCGCUACGAUUCCAGAGACAUCUUCCCUGUCGGCUGGUGCGCACUUACUGGAGACAACCUGCAGCCCCCAGGCACUAAAGUUGGGUUACCAAAGACAAUAGGUGCACUUAGUGCCCAACCAGAGGGUGGCAUAGAGGGGACAGGCAUGCCACCUACGCCAGGCAGACCCCCACCCCAGAAGAAACGUAAGCCUGGCCGCAAAAAAAACAAAGUAUCCGGGCCCUGGGGUCAGAAAGGAACACUUGGUUCCCAGACAAUCCACCCUGGAAAGGAACUGGAAUCUAUUAACAUCCCGAAGAAACGAGGCCCCAAACCAGGAAGCAAGCUAAGCUGGGCCAAGAGGACAGCUUGGCUUGAAGGAACAAUUGGAGGUCCUGGUAGACCUAUCAGCAAACCCAGAGGCAAACUGCCAGCCAGUUGGUCCCAGAAAGUACAGCAGAACCCAACAGAUCCCAUCAAGAUCCCAAAAAAGAGAGGCCCUAAACCUGGAAGCAAGAGAAAACCCCGAUUGGGACCUAACCCUAUGCCCACCUCGCCAAGCAGCAGCACUCCAGAGCCAGACACCAGCUCAGUUCCGCUGGACAAUGCCACCAUUCCCAGUGCUGCCCUUCAGGCCCCUACAGUAUGUGUGUAUCUGAAUAAGUAUGGGAAAGUGGGUCCCCAUCUGGAUGCACGCCGUGUCCAGUCACUGCCAGAUCACUUUGGGCCGGGCCGAGCUUCCUCUGUGCUGCAGCAGUGUGUUCAGGCCUGUGUUGACUGCGCACAUAACCAGGGCUCGGUCUUUUCCUGCCUCAAACCAGGCCAUGGAGGAGAGCUCAUAUCUGCCUACUUUGAGCAGCAGCACCACACUCUAACACUGCCGGCAGUGAACAGUGUGACGUACGUGCUGCGCUUCCUCGAGAAACUCUGUCACAACCUGCACUGUGACCCAUUGUUCGGCAGCCAGCCCGUCCCUGUGGGAGGAGUUCAUUAUGACAGUCGGAUGUACACAGAGAGGAGAAACUUUACUGAAAGUCUGAGUUCUGGACCUGUUCGGGGCGCUAAGAGAUUCCUCCAACAUGAUGCUUACAACAGCAAUUCUGCACCGCACAAAAUAGCUAAAAACCACCGUCUCUCCUCAGAAGAUCCCUUCCUGAUGGAGAAUGGGGUUGGCAGCUCGGAGGUGUUGGAAAAAAGCCACCUGUCUCCUGGACAUGGCUUAGCAAUGCGUUCCCUUUCUCAAAGUAGCAACUCAUCGGGGAAAUUACAUCGUCUGGGCUCAACAGGUUCAGAGCGUUUUCUGAACUCGAGAGAGAGCCCGCGACCCAGUGGACAAGACCCCAACCUGUGGACAGUGGAGGACGUUAUGCAGUUCAUCAGAGACAUUGACCCACAACUCGGACCCCAUGCAGACCUCUUCCGCAAACAUGAAAUUGACGGCAAAGCUCUUCUCCUGCUCCGCAGUGAUGUCAUGAUGAAAUAUAUGGGGCUGAAGUUGGGUCCUGCCCUUAAACUCACCUUUCACAUAGACCGACUGAAACAGGGCCGUUGAACUUUCUUUGUGGCACUUGAAUGGGUUUCAGCCUUUACCCCUUCCAAGCACAUUUCAAGAUGCAUGGCAUGCUGGGAUCUUUGUGUCCCCCAGUACUGUAGCAGGUGUCGGAAAGCUUUCAAGCUCCGCCCAUAUCUUUUACCUUCCUUUUGUUCAGUAGUCCGUUUCUCCAGGUUUGAAUGCAUUCUGUUAUUAAUUAUAGCACUGUUACGAUCUGUUUUUAUGACUGAUAUCCUUGCGGUUGUUCUCACAUUACAUUACGGUUCCAGUACCGUAUCAGAACAUUUCACAUGUUCAGACUUUACUGAAGCAGUGAAGUGGACAGUAUAAAGGCCGUUUUGAGGCCUUGUUUUUAUGACAUACAUUUAAUUAUAUAUUUUUCACCCUACAUCAAGUAAGGGUGUUUUGUAU